AGAGAUAAUUAAACAUCAAACAAUAAAGUGAAGUAUUAAUUUCCAAGCAAUGUCAUCACAAAAAUCAAAUCAUCACCAAUAAUAUCUCGUAUCUUUACCACGCCGACGAUCUAUUUCCAUAGAUUUGCGUGCAAUCGAAUCGCCGCCGGUCACUUAUAUAUACAAACCUCAACUCUCACACACUCACAUACACUCUGUCUGUGUAUAUGUGCUAAGGCGAUGAAGUUUUUAAAGAAGAUCGCAGGGCUACUAGGGUUAUCAAAAGACGAAUCGCACGAAUCGAAAGAUGAACAAGUCAAUGAUGCUCAUAGAGUAGUGUUGGAUGAGCAUCAGACUCAGCAUCUUCCUCGUAAAGGGUUUAGUGUGGCGGUUCAAGUGCCGGUUGAGAGAGCGCAGGCCGGUCCGGUUCUGCUUCCGACUAAUGGUCGUGAUGGCGGUGUUCAGGGGUUUCAAUGGUAUGCUAGGAGGCUUAGGAUUGAUGAUGAAGGAGAUGUUGCUGAUGAAUUUUUGGACGAGGUCUUGCCUGAGGUGAAAACAGUGUCUAUGACAGAAGACAAUAAGCACAGAUCUGUACCAACAUUUGAAGUGAAGUCCAGCACGGUGCCGGCUAAAGUGAGAAGUCAAGUGCUAACUGAAGGUAGAAUCCAGCAUAGAGUUGAACACCAAGGCAGAUUAAUGUGGGUCUAAUCUCGAUAAUGAGUGGUCGAAGGAUGGAUGGAGUCAUUAACUGAAUCAGUGCUUUCUGUGCAGUCAGGGUCCUAAAUUGUCCGCGAUGGGUGUUUGUGGUUUAGUGAUAUGCUACUGUGGUAACCUCUGUGCAUUCUUAUUUCAGUCUUCUUUUUUGUUGUAUUCUCUUUGGUACUCGAGUCCAUGGAAAAUAAGGUUGUGUGAUCGUAAGUUGGCAGGUGUUUUGGCUGUUGGCUGUAGUCUCUGACCUAUUUCUUGCGUCGAUAUUGGUUAACUAGAGAUACAUAUAUACAUAUGUAAGAACAACCUUUUACUUAUUUAUAACAAAUUAUGUACCAAAUUA
This is a messenger RNA of Daucus carota subsp. sativus, 1030 nucleotides long. RefSeq lists its product as uncharacterized. Bases 220 to 687 code for a protein of 155 amino acids. The transcript has 2 exons. NCBI's taxonomy places the organism in Eukaryota, Viridiplantae, Streptophyta, Magnoliopsida, Apiales, Apiaceae. The record is from RefSeq and is a predicted model, not a curated record.